Messenger RNA from Carassius gibelio (silver crucian carp), 3119 nucleotides. RefSeq names its product gap junction delta-2 protein-like. The annotation marks the transcript as partial. Gene Ontology annotation, cellular component: connexin complex. Gene Ontology annotation, biological process: cell communication. The transcript has a single exon. The record is from RefSeq and is a predicted model, not a curated record. NCBI's taxonomy places the organism in Eukaryota, Metazoa, Chordata, Actinopteri, Cypriniformes, Cyprinidae.
UCAUCCCUUUUCUUCUCACUUUUUCUUCCUUCCCCUCUUCAAUCCUGUCUCUACCUCUGCUUUCCUCUGCUUCUCUUCUUUUCUCUCCCCCAAAGGAUCCUGCUGACAGUGGUGGUGAUAUUCCGGAUCCUGAUCGUGGGUAUAGUGGGAGAGAAGGUGUACGAGGAUGAACAGAUUAUGUUUAUCUGUAACACGCUGCAACCAGGUUGCAACCAGGCCUGCUACGAUAAAGCCUUCCCCAUCUCCCAUAUCCGUUACUGGGUUUUCCAGAUCAUCUUGGUGUGUACACCCAGCCUCUGUUUUAUCACUUACUCAGUGCACCAGUCUGCGAAGCACAAAGAUCGCAGUUACACCCUCCUGCAUGGCCCGUACAUCGACCACGGGCAUGGGCCGAGCCGCAAGCUCCGCAACAUCAACGGUAUCCUGGUUCACCCGGAAAGCAAAGACAACCAUGACUGUCUGGAUUUGAAAGACAUUCCCAACAUUCCGCCAGGGGCCACAUACUCCAAAAGUGCCAAGAUACGUCAGCAGGAGGGCAUCUCCCGUUUCUAUGUCAUACAAGUGGUGUUCCGGAACGUUCUGGAAAUCGGCUUUCUCGCUGGCCAGUACUUCCUGUAUGGAUUCAAUGUUCCUGCCAUGUUUGAGUGUGACCGCUACCCUUGCGUGAAGGAGGUCGAAUGCUACGUGUCACGUCCCACGGAGAAGACAGUUUUCCUGGUGUUCAUGUUCGCAGUUAGUGGGAUCUGCGUGGUGCUAAAUUUGGCUGAGCUCAACCAUCUGGGCUGGCGGAAGAUUAAGACGGCCAUUCGUGGUGUCCAGGCUCGCAGGAAGUCCAUUUGUGAGAUCCGGAAAAAGGAUGUGUCCCACCUUUCCUCUGUGCCCAACCUGGGCCGCACCCAGUCUAGCGAAUCAGCCUAUGUCUGACAGCGAAUAGGGGAGGGGCUUAGACGAGGUUGGGAGUGGCUGACGAGGCAACGGCCACACCCGGUGCUGCAGACUUGACAUUGCAAAUUUUAUGCAUAGUUUGGACAGGGUGAAAGAGGGUUAAGGUGAAAAAAAAAAAGAAUAGCAAAAUGACUGGAGUAAAUCAGAUUUGGCAUUCUAAACUUUAUGGAGAAUAAAAAUGCUUUUUCGGACUUUAAUGAUGAGCGCUGGGGAACAGAGCGGGACUCAUACUUAGCAGACAAACACUUUAACGCAACACACACUCACACACAUACUGAUUUCCCUGAGCCCUGCUUAACAACAAAGUCUUCCAAAAGAAAAAGAGAAAUUUAAGAAACAAAACUGAUUCGAGUUGCUUGAUGUCUAAAGAGAUGGAAAGAUGGAGGGAUGAAGCUAGAGGGCAGCUCAGCAUUGUAAAGUAUCAAAAUGUUCUCCAUGGUCAAUGCUGAGACAUCCUCUUAUAUUCUGAACAACUGGAAAGAGAAAAAAAGGAGGAAAAACAAAAGAGUAUAAAACCGUACCUCAGCACAGACUCCUCUACGCCUCUCCCCCACUUGCUUUCUUUCAUUUUCUGUCUCUUUUUGCAGAGUUUUAUAGAUAUAGCUAUUAAGUAUACAAGGCAAGAAGAGAAAACGAACAUUUAUUUACUGAUGAGCCACCCCCACGAUUGCUGGAGGGCCAUAAGAGAUUCCAUCCUCAUGUAAAAAUCAACAUUGACACACCACAGUCCCCAGUCCAAAUCCUAGAAUCCCUGUGUUUUCCCAACCCCUCCAUUCAUUACUGUACAUAUCUCAGAAUAUCGAUAUUGCAGCAUCCAUGUAUUUCACACAUUGAAGUGUAGCUUUUGCCAUUAUUUAAAAAGAAUGACACAUUGAUUGCCAAAAACAAAAAAGAAAGAAAGAGAGAAAAAAAAAUGAAAUUGUGUUGUUUAUCUGCAUUUGUUCUGUAAUGGACAGGAAAAAUUGUGAUUUUAUACUAUGGGCAUUUCCAGACAAAGGCAUGUUGUGAUGCAUCAUUAGAAUGGCUAGAUAGUGUUACGAGCUGUGUAUAGAAAUGGACUGUUUCUUUUUUUUGCACCCAAUAUUUUUGAGGUGUAUUCUGAAGCAUGCGAGAGGAGAUCUAUAGCUCUAUGGGAAUGGCAGAGAGAGUCUAUACUGAGUAAGGCUCCAAUGCAGCAAUAAUAUAAAAAAAAUACAUAAAUUUUAAAUAAAUAUAUGUCAUAAAAAUAAACAAAUAAACUAUUAAAGAAAUAAAUGAAAUAUGAUGGCAUAACAAUUUCUUUGUCAUUUGAUUCUGGCCAUGCCAAUGCUGGAGUUUUUUUGUUUUUUUCAGGAUGCAAUCAUUGCAGGGAUGAAGGUGGUGAAAGCAUUAAAUCACACACCAAUACACAGCACUAGAUCACCUGCAUAGAUGUUCUCUGAAUGGAAUAAUGUGUGUGUGUUGUUUUACCUUGGCCAAGUUGGAAAAGCAAUCACAGAGUAAAUAGGUUUACACUACCUGGGUUUCCAUCCAAAUGUUUCACAAAGAGAAUGUGCAACAUUAUAUGUGUUUUGUUAUCAACUAUGCAGCCUCUCAGUGGGCAUCUUUGGUGCGAGUAAGAGCAGAAAAACAUGCUUAAAUAGUUUAAAUGCCAUAAUAGUUUUUUUUUUUUUUCCCCAUCUAAUUAAUGUGAUUGUUGACAUGAGAAAACCCACCGUAGUAUUGAACUGCACAAUUUGGAGUUUAUGUACAUAUCAAGCUUUUAUAUUCAGGAUUUCUAAAUUCAGAAUUCCCAUAAAAAUUGUUGGAUAGAAACUUAGUGAGUGUGAGCCACGAAUAGCCAAAUUAUUCCCAUGAGCUUGCCUAACAAAUUAGCAGUAAAGAGAGAAGCUGCUAAAUUAAGACAUUAGAAAUGAAAUGAAAAUGAGUGUAGAUAAGACAAUGUAAUGGUUGCUAACUAAUGUGGAAUGAGUCAAAGCUCUUACACAAGCUAUGUAUAGCUCCUAUUGUCUGUGCUGCUGGCGUUUUCUUUUUUCAGAGAGAAUACAAAUGAUUUUGCACUGCAACUAGGCCUAUGUUUUAUUCAGGACAAGUACCAUCUUCAGAAUUAUUUACAUUUUAAAUCAUUAAUGCAGUUAAAAUGUUUGGAAAUAGGUCUUCUAUCAAAUUUAUAGUUGUUACUUAGAUGACCGCAA